CAUCGGAGAUCACCUCCUCUCGCAGACUUGCAGGUGCUUUGUCAGGCGAAGGCCUUUUCUGCCCAAUCAGUUUCUCUCAGCUCUGUAACUACCAGUUGUUUGGAUUUCUUUUUCUUUAACAAUGGUGGUUCUUGCGGCUUCUAUCACAACAAAGUCUGGAAAGGCACUUGUUUCAAGGCAAUUUGUGGACAUGUCACGAAUAAGAAUUGAAGGGUUACUUGCUGCAUUUCCCAAGUUGAUUGGAACAGGAAAGCAGCACACAUAUGUGGAAGCUGAUAAUGUGCGUUAUGUAUACCAGCCGAUAGAAGCUUUAUAUUUGUUGCUAGUAACAAACAAGCAGAGCAACAUUCUUGAAGAUCUGGAUACACUGCGAUUGUUGUCCAAACUUGUACCUGAAUAUUCACCCUCUCUAGAUGAAGACUGCAUCUGUAAGGCUGCUUUUGAGCUUAUUUUUGCUUUUGAUGAAGCCAUCUCUCUUGGGCACAAGGAAGGAGUGACAGUGGCACAAGUUAAGCAAUACUGCGAGAUGGAGAGUCAUGAAGAGAGACUGCAUAAGCUUGUCAUGCAAAGCAAGAUCAAUGAAACUAAGGAUGUUAUGAAACGAAAAGCUAGUGAAAUUGACAAAAGCAAGAUUGAGAAGAAUAGGGGUGAGAAGGGUGGCUUUAUGUCUAUGUCAGGUUCCCGAAGAACUGAGAGUGGUGGCUUUGGUGGUAUGGGCAGUGGUAUGGGUAUCUCUAGCAGUGGAAGUGGUUUUGGAAGUGGCUCUGGAUUUGGAUUAAACACUGAUGCGGAUUCAUUCCCCACCAAGUCUAAAGGUCGUCCACCGGCAGCUGCCAAUGCUCCCCCUAAAGGUCUCGGCAUGCAACUUGGGAAAACACAGAGAACGAACCAGUUUUUGGAAUCAUUAAAGGCUGAAGGAGAAGUGAUUAUCGAGGAUGUGAAACCAAGCGCUGUUCAAUCAAAGACUCCUCUUCCACCCACUGAUCCUAUCACAUUGACUAUUGAAGAGAGGCUUAAUGUGAUAACAAAGAGAGAUGGAGGGCUUAGUAGUUUUGAUGUCCAAGGGACCCUUUCACUACAAAUUCUUAACCAAGAUGAUGGUUUCAUCCGGUUCCAGAUCGAAAGCAGAGAUUUACCUGGACUUAGCUUCAAAACUCAUCCUAACAUCAACAAAGAGCUCUUUAACAAGCAACAGAUUAUAGGCUUGAAAGAUCCAAAUAGGCCCUUCCCUACUGGUCAAAAUGAUGUUGGUCUUAUGAAGUGGAGAAUUCAGGGCAUGGAUGAGUCCUCUUUGCCAUUGACUGUUAACUGCUGGCCCUCUGUCUCUGGGAAUGAGACUUUUGUUAACAUUGAGUAUGAGGCGUCAGACAUGUUUGAUAUCCAAAAUGUUGUGAUAUCAAUUCCUCUCCCCGCACUUCGGGAGCCACCUAGUGUAAGGCAGAUUGAUGGAGAAUGGAGAUAUGACUCUAGAAAUUCCAUAUUGGAGUGGUCAAUCCUUCUCAUUGAUAACUCAAACCGCAGUGGAUCAAUGGAGUUUGUCGUUCCUCCAGCAGAUUCAUCGGUUUUCUUUCCUAUUUCUAUCAAAUUUACAGCUGCAGAAACAUUCAGUGAUGUGAAGGUUAGCAGUGUUAUGCCUCUCCAAGGUGGUGGUCCUCCAAAAUACUCUCAGAGGGUGCAACUGAUUGCAGAUAACUACCAAGUUGUUUGACUUGUAUUGCCCUUCAUGAUUCAGAGUCACAUACCAGUUUCGUCAUCCCUCGGGUUACAUAAUACAAUUACAAGCCCUUUGUUGUGAUCUUUUAUUCUGUGUGUCGUUGCCGAUGCCAAUUCAUAAUAGGACUAGAAGUUUGGAACAAGCUUGUUCUUUCUCUGCAUUUCUCUUUGUCAAUUUGUUUAGGAAUCAGAUGUCUGGAUGUUGUGCAAGAUAUUUUCUUGUUUCCUUUUAGGCGAGAUCCGAAAUAUUCUGAUGAUUAUAUAACUUUUCUAAUGUAUGUCCUAUUUUGAGUAUUAAUUUUUUUA
Dioscorea cayenensis subsp. rotundata (Guinea yam) is the source of this 2019-nucleotide messenger RNA. Its product is annotated as coatomer subunit delta-2. The coding region runs from base 122 to 1708 and encodes 528 amino acids. The transcript is spliced from 12 exons. Lineage: Eukaryota; Viridiplantae; Streptophyta; Magnoliopsida; Dioscoreales; Dioscoreaceae. Gene Ontology annotation, cellular component: cytosol; COPI vesicle coat. Gene Ontology annotation, biological process: retrograde vesicle-mediated transport, Golgi to endoplasmic reticulum; Golgi localization; endoplasmic reticulum to Golgi vesicle-mediated transport. The record is from RefSeq and is a predicted model, not a curated record.